Molecule: messenger RNA, 129 nt
Organism: Paramecium tetraurelia
Lineage: Eukaryota; Ciliophora; Oligohymenophorea; Peniculida; Parameciidae
Exons: 2
Source: RefSeq, a predicted model, not a curated record
AUGGUUCCCAAGAGUUUUAAAAGUGUUGAUAUUAACCGUCAAUUUGAUUGUAGCAUGUUUGAUCACAUUUUUCAAUAAUCUAAAUUGUUUACACCAGCAGUAUUAACAUCGGAAUUCUUUGAAAUCUGA